This is a messenger RNA of Oikopleura dioica, 411 nucleotides long. The record is from the annotation of a GenBank genome assembly. Lineage: Eukaryota; Metazoa; Chordata; Appendicularia; Copelata; Oikopleuridae.
AUGAUAAAAAUCGCCAGAUUUCCUUUUUCUCCCGAAUUCGACCGUCCGAUCCAGCGCAAAUGCCGUUCUCGUCGCUUCCAGCCAUACUCCAUUUCGCAAGAAAUGAUCACUCCUACAACCUGGUCAGCAAGAGUUGAUCUAGCGUCGCUUCCAACACAGAAAGAAGACCUCAAAAUCACCAAAGACGAGUCAAAGAGAGAGCUGCAAAUCUCUGGCUCAUCAAAAACAUCUGAAAUCAUCGAAGGAGUGAAGAUCGAGUCAACACACAACUGGAAGAGAACCCUUUCUGUGCCAAAAACAGUUGACGUUAAGUCACUCUCCUCCAAAUUCGAUGGAAAAAACCUAUUAUUCACUGCUGAUAGAAAGUCCGGUACUAACGUUCCAAUCAGUUUUGUCCAUAAAGACGAAUAA